AUGGGCGGCGAUACGCAGCUACCCACGCUGCGGCGCUUGAAGUUCAUGGUGAGGUGGAGCCAGUGGCAACUGAAGGCCUACGAGACAGCCUCCGUCGAGGCACGCAUGGCGGUGCUGGACGAGGUGACACGGGCCUUUGCUCCGUGGAUCCAAAGAUUGUAUCUGCUACGUGCACAGCCGGAGCCGUGGAUGGUCGAGGCGGACGUGGCGGAAGUCCAAGAACAUUUGGCACCGCUCUUCUUUCUGCUGCACCGGCGACUUGUGGUGGAAACCAUCGAGGCGGCCGCUAGCGCCCUCGGCAAGGACUUCGAUCAGUGCACCGUCGAUGGUGCUGGCGCAGACCGGGCCCGGGUAGUGUUUCCAAUCAUGCUGGAGACCAUCUCCACGCUGGAUCGGCUCAGCCCCGUUGCGCAUUCUCAGCUUCUCAAGGUGUCGCAGGCUUCUGCCAAGCUGCAGGCGACUUUCAACGACCAGCGUGUGCACCGGAGGCGCCGUUUGCAAUUCAUCGUCGCUGCCGUUUGCCAGGUUCUAGAACGAGCAGACGUGAAGCAGUCGUUGGAGGAUCCCAAGUUCUGGGCGCACUUGCAGAUUCGCCCAGCGCCCACGUUUCCCUCCGCCGCCGCCAUCGCCCACAGCACUUCCGACGAUGAGACGGUUUCAAGCCGCGCUUCAUCCCCUGCACUGCAGUCCGCGACAGCGAGGCGGGGAGUGACCCCGCUUGAGCUGCCGCCACAUGGAGCCGAAGAUGAGGUGGCAGGUGAAAACGACGAGGCCUUCUUCUCUUUAAGCGACAACUCAGACGACGAGACGGCGCGAAGACGCCCAAAGGCGGCGCGGAGCCGGGUCAAAGCACCUCGUCGCAGCUUUCGCCAGCGCAGCGAGCUUUGUCCUCGCGGUCAUUUGCCGAAUUCCUGGAAUCGAGGUGACUGCAGACACUGGCGAAUUCGAUCGGAAACCUACUUCCGUGAUCGGCGAAAACUUCCCUGUGCAGAGACCAUGUUGGAACUGGUCAACUGCGAUUGGGUUGCCAUCGGUGAGGAUGGCCCUGUCACUCGAGUCUCCACGCAUCCGGACUUCUAUCCGGCCUGUGCCAGGAAAGAUGGCGACAAGCGCUUUCUCCUGGUCACGAACUUCGUGCUUGGAGACUACCAGGCCAUCAUGACGAUGGCUUUGAACCCGGAUGCUGCGUGGGUGAGCGAUGACAGCUCGCCACAGUCGCGCGUCUGGAGGAGCUUCCUGCACGGGGACGAUGACACCAGACGACAGCGGGUCAAGCUGAUUCUGGCAGUGGAGGAAGGGCCCUGGCUUGUAAAGAAGGCCUUCAUCAAGAAGCCAAUGUUGAUUUGUAAAUUACUGCAGUGCAAGUUUCACCACGAGCCCAACGAUUAUCUGGAGAUCGCGUUUGAACGAGCAACUGGUGCGACAGUUGGCUGCUCGCUUGCAGUGGUAAAGGCUCAGGUUGCUCCGUUACGCUCCGUUGCCUAG
Messenger RNA from Symbiodinium necroappetens, 1485 nucleotides. NCBI's taxonomy places the organism in Eukaryota, Dinophyceae, Suessiales, Symbiodiniaceae. The record is from the annotation of a GenBank genome assembly.